AUGUAUACCAACGCCAUUACUAUCCUCACCUUGCUCAGCGGUCUUGCUAUCGCCGCUCCGACUGCCAACAUCACACCCCGCCAAGGCAACGCGUGCUUCAUCAUCGGCAACGAAGUCCUCCCUGGCGAAACCGCCGAUGUAGUCAACCAAAUCCAAGCCGCUGUAACUUGCGAUCCCAACGCAAAGACACUCGAAAAUGUCCCCGACGUGACUUCUGGCAGUCAGACCUUCUCUAAAAUCGACUUCAGCACCUCUGGCCAGACACCUCUACAGUUUGCUACCAGCACUUUCACAACAGCGGUGCCGCUUGCCGACUCCAACCUUGAGGCUUUUCAGGACGCUCUUAAUGUCUAUCUAGCUACUGAAGCUGGCUUGCGCUCUUCGGGUGGUAACUUUGGGUUGAUCAAGGCGCCAAAGUUCUUCUUGGAGAUGCAAAUCAGUAGGAUAAACACGGCGAGGGGACAGCCGCCUACGGAUGCGGCACAGCAGGUCGAUCAUCUGAAGGACAAGGUUACGGAGAACGCUGUUCGAGAGGAUCAGGCGAUUCUGGACCAGGUCGCACAAUUGGCCACUCAGCUAUCGUAA
This is a messenger RNA of Alternaria postmessia, 585 nucleotides long. RefSeq lists its product as uncharacterized. Lineage: Eukaryota; Fungi; Ascomycota; Dothideomycetes; Pleosporales; Pleosporaceae. Bases 1 to 585 code for a protein of 194 amino acids. The transcript has 2 exons. The record is from RefSeq and is a predicted model, not a curated record.